AUGCCUGCAUUUUUAAUAAGAAAAGAGGUGACUACCCAUGUCUCUUUUCUGUUGGAGUCAAAGUGUUGCUUAGAGAGUGAACAGUUUGGUUUAAACAGAUUGUACCAGUCAAAGACGUGGAUCAAGAAAGGAAAGCUGUGGAGGACAUCCCCCCACCCUACCCCACAAAAAGACCUUGCCUGUAAAAAUGUCAAUCCUUACCUUAGACUUAGUCCCACCCAGUACUCCCCCCUCCACCAGCCUUCCCCUGUGUCUGUACGCGUCCUACCCGACGAGACAGCAAGGGAGGCCUGCAGCUCUCGAAACGGACGAAAGAGCCAGUCCCUAGGCUCAGUCAAGGUUUGCAUAGACUUGCAAGAAUCAGGCUUCCCAGAUGGCCCAGGGCCUCACUAUCUGUAA
Messenger RNA from Rangifer tarandus platyrhynchus (Svalbard reindeer), 399 nucleotides. Lineage: Eukaryota; Metazoa; Chordata; Mammalia; Artiodactyla; Cervidae. The record is from the annotation of a GenBank genome assembly.